This is a messenger RNA of Maylandia zebra (zebra mbuna), 3699 nucleotides long. RefSeq names its product tripartite motif containing 46b (gene trim46b). Lineage: Eukaryota; Metazoa; Chordata; Actinopteri; Cichliformes; Cichlidae. Gene Ontology annotation, cellular component: main axon. Gene Ontology annotation, molecular function: protein binding; zinc ion binding. Gene Ontology annotation, biological process: neuron migration; axonogenesis; anterograde synaptic vesicle transport. The record is from RefSeq and is a predicted model, not a curated record.
GGGAUGCCUGCGUGAGGAAUAAAGCCACAGGCAUCUUUUAGUAGUAGCUAUUCGGCGUGGAUGUACUCGUAAAUUAAGAACAAAUUCAGAUUUUUUUUUUCCAGAAAGCGUUUUGUUUUUAUGCCUAAAAGCAGCACAAGGUGCUUAUUAUCAGUCGGUAAUUAACGCGCGUAAAAAUGUCCAAAUUAAACAUCUAAUAGAAAAAAAUAAUAUUAAUAUCCAAAACACUUCUAUAUUCGAGACAUAUUUUCGGCAUAUUUCGCGUUCUUAAUAUGUGUUACAUGGCCAUCGGCCUGGACACACCACAAUCUAUUUCCAGAUGAUGAAAACAGGGGGAAGCUAUGCUCUUAAAAUGGCAGAGAUGGAUUUAAAAACAGCCACAUCAGCGAUGGAAGCCUUGGUUCGCGCCACCUCUAACAUGAAGAGCCUGGAGCAUGAGUUGCAUUGCCCCGUGUGUAAGGAAAUAGUUAAACAGCCUGUGGUCCUGCCAUGCCUGCACAGCGUCUGUCUCUUGUGUGCCUCCGAGGUCUUGGUAGCAAAUGGAUACCCGCCUCCAGAGCUUCCACCAGAACCCAACUCACCAGCCUCCACACCCAACACCCGUUCACCUCGUCAGGCACGCAGGCCCACACCUAAAAAUGAACAACGGCCCAUCGACCGCGUGCUGCGUUCAGGUCCACACCCCCCUUCACCAUCCAUGCCACGGUCUCCCGGUUAUGGGACGUACCCAGGUAGACGCCGUAAGGAAGGUCCACCCUUGGUGAUGAUGUUCCCCUGUAUCCCCUGCGGCAGAGAUGUUGAGCUGGGAGAGAAAGGCCUUACUGACUGUCUGCGCAACCUCACCUUGGAGCGUAUAGUGGAGAGGUACAGACACACGGUGAGUCUGGGCAGUGUGGCUGUGAUGUGCCAAUUCUGUAAGCCGCCUCAAACUCUGGAAGCCACCAAGGGCUGUGCUGACUGCAGGUCUAAUUUCUGCAAUGAGUGUUUCAAACUCUAUCACCCAUGGGGAACGCCACGGGCGCAGCAUGAGCACAUCCAGCCUACACUCAACUUCAGACCAAAGGUGCUGACUUGUCCAGAACACGACCAGGAGAAGCUGCAGUUCUAUUGUCGGUCAUGUCAGCGGCUGCUCUGCCCCCUCUGCAAACUGCGCCGCAUUCACACCGGACAUAAAAUCCUCCCAGUGGCCCAGGCGUACCAAGCGCUGAAGGAGAAGAUUACAAAGGAGAUGAACUACAUUCUGUCCAACCAGGACACAGUUUUGGCUCAGAUUACCCAGCUGGAGAGUUCCAUCACACAGACUGAGGUAAACAGCGUGUCGGCCAGAGAGCAGCUGGCUCAGAGCAUCAGGGAUUUGACGGCCGCUCUCGCCGAGCGUCACGCUUCGCUCACCCAGGCUCUGGAGGGGGCACGGCAGAAACGAGGCGAGGCACUGGCUGCUCAAGUGGCGGAGAGACGUGGCUUGUUGGAGCACGCUGGGCUCAUGGCGUACACGCAGGAACUGCUGAAAGAAACAGAUCAGCCCUGUUUUGUGCAGGCUUCUCGCCAGACUCAUAACAGGCUGAGUAAAGCAAUUGAGAAUCUGCAACAUUUCACACUAGCGGCCGAUCCAUCAUUCAGACACUUCCAGCUGGACGUCUCCAAAGAACUUAAACUCCUGACAGAGUUGAACUUCAUCCAGGUGCCCUUGGCUCCAGUGAUCGAUACCCAGCGUAGUCUGGCCUACGACCAGCUGUUCUUGUGCUGGCGACUGCCCCCGGAGUCUUCACCAUCCUGGCACUUUUCUGUAGAGUAUCGCCGUCGUGGUGUAGUACCAGGAGGAGCGUCCAGAGGUGGGAUCAGAGGAGGACUGGCUGCUGCACGCUGGGGCUGGCAGCGAAUGGACGAAGUGAGUGGAAGCAGCGCUGUGAUUGACAGGUUGGAAAUGGACAGCGUGUACGUGCUGCGGGUGAGAGGCUGCAACAAGGCGGGCUACGGAGAGUACAGUGAGGAGGUGUACCUGCACACCCCGCCUGCACCAGUGCUUAACUUCUACCUGGACUCUCGCUGGGGUCUCCACGCCGACCGCCUGGUGGUCAGCAAAGAGCAGCGUUGUGCCCGCAGCGUUCCUGGUCUCUCUCUGCUGCAGGCUGCCGACCACGCCCUAACUUCCUGUCACCUGACUUCUGACCUACUUGUAGGGGAUGUAGCCAUUACACAAGGACGGCACUACUGGGCAUGCUCAGUGGAGCCUGGGUCUUACCUUGUGAAGGUGGGAGUGGGCCUGGAAUCCAAACUGCAGGAGUGGUUUCACCUUCCACAAGACAUGGCCAGUCCCCGCUACGACCCAGACAGCGGCCAUGACAGCGGCGCAGAGGAUGCCCUGGAUUCUGCGCCGCCCUUCUGCUUUCUGACUAUGGGGAUGGGUAAAAUCUACCUGCCGCAGCACAGCUACCACCAUCAACAGCGGGAUACCAACAGCAACGGCCAUUCAUCGCCCGCUGGCCUCACUUACCCGCUGCCGCCCCGGCUCGGUGUGUGCCUUGACUUUGAGAAAGGGCGCGUCACGUUCUACGAUGCCCAUUCCUUGCGGCCUCUUUGGGAAGGCCACGUGGAUUGCACCGGCCCCGUGUGCCCCGCUUUCUGUUUCAUUGGUGGAGGGGCCCUACAGCUUCAAGAGCUGGUAGCCAAUCGCAACGCAGAUCAGACUCCGGUCAGACGGGUGACCAUCCAGCCGCGAGUUUCCAAUUUAAAUAAUGGUUGAUCUGAAGUUGGUAAUCGGGAAUGUAUUUGGUUAAUUUGUGAAGUAUUUACAAAGCUAGAGCGAAAAGUUAGACAUCUCAGCGACUUUGAUUUGUAUUUAAUUUUCUUCUACAAGAAAAUGUUUCUAUAGCAACAAAUAUGCAAUGUAAUUAUGUUUCUUACAUUUUUGUUACAUGCAGUUUUGCAAGAGUUACUGCUUAAGUAGUGUCUGGACUAUCCAGCACCUGAUAUGUAAUUAUAUCUUUGAUGCUUGCACUUGUAGCCAGGCUAUACUGCAUACAUUUAUAAUGCUAAUGUAUACAUAGCUUCACACAGUGUCGUCUUUCAUGUAGAAGCUUUUAUUCUGUCAUUUCGUGUCCUUAAUGGUUCUCUUUUGUUUCAGAGAUAUGAACAUUAUGUGAAUACAAAAGAGCUUUUAUUGCAUCUAUAACUAAAUCUGUGUUUAACCACAGCUAAUGCUAGUCAUUCAGCCAUUAUGAUCCCAACCAAAGUGAUUGUUUUUCUGGGAUGUAAAUGUGGUAAAUUAGAGGUAGAGAGGAACAAUGAGGCAAUACUGUAAUUAGAGGCUCCAAUUAUACCUCUGCUGCACAGCUAAUCACUAGUUUCCACACUUCUGUUUGUGCAUCGCUGUUUUGGAUUUCAAAUAGUCUGAUGUUUGUCUGUGUGUGUGCGUGAGUGUAUGUGUGUGCAUUUGGGUGUUUAAUUCCCUGUUUUCACGGGGGCGUGUGGCUUGACUGAUAACGGCACCGACUGGCAGAUAGUGAAAACUUGUUUUCUCGCACACAAUACUUUGGAUUUUUUUCCCCCAACCUUGCUUGAUUGUAAGUUAAUGAGCAGCGCUUCUCAUGAAAAGAAACAGAAGAUUAACGUGUAAACUUCGUCUGCUGACAGAAUGUUUGCAAAAGAAAAAUGGAUUAAGGAAGGAAACACUGAAUAAAUUCAAAUUGUUUAAAUUAU